Pyricularia pennisetigena is the source of this 375-nucleotide messenger RNA. RefSeq lists its product as uncharacterized. The transcript has a single exon. NCBI's taxonomy places the organism in Eukaryota, Fungi, Ascomycota, Sordariomycetes, Magnaporthales, Pyriculariaceae. Bases 1 to 375 code for a protein of 124 amino acids. The record is from RefSeq and is a predicted model, not a curated record.
AUGCACAGUACAUACUGUACCGAAUGUUGUUCCACCACAGCAAAACCCCAGUUGGGAACAGCCUUGGAGCACACCUUACACGACAUGAUCUUCAUUCAGCGCUUCCGUCGAUCAUUCCCCCCCUCAAAUUCUAGUAUGGAAACCCCAUCUAUCUGUGUGUGGUGGCCCCCGUUUUUGUUUGCAGAUCCCAAAAGCACAUUCUUUUUCUUCUCUUUGCAGCACAUAAAUCAGCGUAGACACCCAGAUCAAAAGCCACUCGCAGACCCUGAGGUAGUUGCCGGCAACCCGCUCGUGGAGAAGGUUAACAAAAGCCCGCCAAUCGGGGGCGGUUGUUCAUCACCAAAAAGAGAAUUUGCCUGUUUCCGUCUCUUCUAG